AUGUCGGAGGUGCGGCUGCCACCGCUACGCGCCCUGGAUGACUUCGUUCUGGGUUCGGCGCGUCUAGCGGCCCCGGAUCCAUGCGACCCGCAGCGAUGGUGCCACCGUGUCAUCAACAACCUCCUCUACUACCAAACCAACUACCUUGUCUGCUUCGGCUUCGGUCUUGCCCUGGCUGGGUACUUGCGGCCGCUGCACACCCUCCUAAGCGCGCUGGUGGUGGCGGUGGCCCUCGGGGUGCUGGUGUGGGCGGCUGAGAGCCGCGCGGCCGUGCGCCGCUGCCGCCGCAGUCACCCCGCCGCCUGCCUGGCCGCCGUGCUCGCCGUCGGCCUCCUGGUUCUCUGGGCGGUGGGCGGCGCUGGCACCUUCCUGCUCAGCAUCGCCGGGCCAGUCCUCCUGAUCCUGGUGCACGCCUCACUGCGCCUGCGCAACCUCAAGAACAAGAUAGAGAACAAGAUCGAGAGCAUUGGCCUCAAGCGGACACCAAUGGGGCUGCUACUGGAGGCGCUGGGACAAGAGCAGGAGGCUGGAUCCUAG
This is a messenger RNA of Pipistrellus nathusii (Nathusius's pipistrelle), 537 nucleotides long. The record is from the annotation of a GenBank genome assembly. Lineage: Eukaryota; Metazoa; Chordata; Mammalia; Chiroptera; Vespertilionidae.